This is a messenger RNA of Phytomonas sp. Hart1, 780 nucleotides long. NCBI's taxonomy places the organism in Eukaryota, Euglenozoa, Kinetoplastea, Trypanosomatida, Trypanosomatidae. The record is from the annotation of a GenBank genome assembly.
AUGCUCCAGUCUACUACACAAGACAUCAAGUUCCCCAGUGAACAUGAUUUUCUUAAUUCAUCUGCGGCCCAGAUAGCAACACCUGCGCAGCUAGCGUCUAGUAUCACCAGUUUUUACGAAUCCACCGUUUACGCUUAUUGCAUAUUCGACAUGGCGCGAAUUAUACAUCAAACUGUGCUUGAUAAGCGGACCGAAAUGCUCCGUCAUCCGGAGUUGCUUUUAGUUUCACCGUACCUCCUUAUCAAAAAUCCCCGACAUUUCCCUAAGUGCAUCGGUGAGGAGCGGUUUAAGGCUCUACAGGAGGUGUUGCUUGCCCUCUUCUCUAAGCACGAGCAGUCCCCCGAUUCGCUUACCCAGAAGGCGUUGAAAGAGUCCCUCGAAGGCAAGAGCCUGGUGCCCUUUUAUCGCGGUUUAGCCCUCUGCUCGUCGAUCUCCCACUCGCUUUCCGAGCAGGCGGCCCAUGUCUUCGAGGCCUUACUGCUUGAAGGGUCGAUUUCGCAAGAGCUGUGGAUCGAAGGGGAGUACAACGACCGCGCCGUCACGCUCUCCCGAUUAUUUAUGGCGACCGCGCUGGAAUUCGGCUCCGAACCGAUGCUCAACGCAGGCAUCAGUCUUUCACGCCAAAUUGGCAUCGACAUCACCUACACUAUAUCGAAAAGAAUAUGCCUUGCGUUCACACGAAUCCAGAAACGCCGCUUGGAUUGGUCUUUCAAAGAAUCAGGUCAUUCCAAAAAUAAGUUUUCGCCAAAAAAAGGAUGGAAUUUAGGGAAACCAACCUAA